UGAAAAUCUUUAUCAAUGAUUCAUCAAACUAUGAACAUUUUCAAUAUGUCCAUUGCUUUGUGUCUUUGCACUCUUUUCGCGUUUGUUUUGUCUGAUAGCCCCGAAGCAAUGAGAGAUCUCGUGACAAACUUUCCUGGCCAACCAAAAGUGAGCUUCAGACAUUACGCCGGUUAUGUCACGGUCAGUGAAAUCAAUGGGAGGGCUUUGUUUUAUUGGUUCUUCGAGGCUAUGAAUCAACCGAACGUGAAGCCUUUACUGCUUUGGCUUAAUGGAGGUCCUGGCUGUUCUUCUGUGGGAUACGGCACAACACAAGAGAUUGGUCCAUUUCUUGUGGAUAACGAAGGACACACUAUUAAAUUUAAUCCCUACGCAUGGAACAAAGAGGCCAACUUACUAUUUCUUGAAUCUCCUGUUGGUGUUGGGUUUUCGUAUUCAAACACAAGUAGUGAUUAUGGAAAACUUGGCGAUGACUUUACAGCGAGAGACUCAUACGCUUUUCUCCAAAAGUGGUUCGAGAGAUUCCCAGCUUACAAAGGAAACGAAUUCUUUAUUGCAGGAGAGAGCUAUGCAGGAAAAUACGUACCAGAGCUUGCAGAGGUUAUUUAUGACAAAAAUAAGGAAGACAAGAACAACUUGUCACUUCACAUUAAUCUGAAAGGCAUUUUGCUUGGAAAUCCAUUGACAUCAUUCGCAGAAGAUUGGACAGGAUGGGUGGAUUAUGCAUGGAGCCACGCAGUGAUAUCGGACGAGACUUAUAGAACCAUUAAAAGAAGUUGCAAUUUCAGCAGUAACACUACUUGGGAGGUUACAGAAUGCAAUGACGGCGUAAACGAAGUACUUAAACAAUACAAAGAGAUCGAUCAAUUCAGUCUCUAUACUCCUAUGUGCAUUCACCAUUCAUCAAAACUUGAUUCAUACCCAAGUUCCAAGACGAUACCGAGGCUUUUCGAUGGAUUUGACCCGUGUUUGGAUGAUUACGCAAGAGUAUUCUACAACAGAGCUGAUGUACAAAAGUCUCUUCACGCAACUGAUGGUGUUCAUCUCAAGAACUGGACCAUUUGCAACCAUGAUAUUUUUAGUCACUGGAACUGGACUGAUUCAAAGCCAUCGGUUUUGCCAAUAUACAAGAAACUCAUAGCCGGAAGAUUUAGAGUUUGGGUUUACAGUGGCGAUACUGACGGAAGAGUCCCGGUACUCUCAACAAGGUAUUGGAUAAAUAAACUGGAACUACCAAUCAAGACAACUUGGAGGCCAUGGUACAACGAGAAACAGGUAAGUGGAUGGUUUCAAGAAUAUGAAGGUCUAACAUUCGCAACGUUCAAAGGAGCAGGACAUGAUGUGCCUUCCUUCAAACCUAGCGAAUCCCUCGCCUUUUUCUCUUGCUUCCUCAACGGACUUCCUCCUCCUUCAUCACGACAGAGCUCCACGCUAUUUUAA
Messenger RNA from Eutrema salsugineum, 1437 nucleotides. Its product is annotated as serine carboxypeptidase-like 32. Bases 16 to 1437 code for a protein of 473 amino acids. Gene Ontology annotation, biological process: proteolysis. The record is from RefSeq and is a predicted model, not a curated record. Lineage: Eukaryota; Viridiplantae; Streptophyta; Magnoliopsida; Brassicales; Brassicaceae. Gene Ontology annotation, cellular component: vacuole. The transcript is spliced from 10 exons. Gene Ontology annotation, molecular function: serine-type carboxypeptidase activity.